AUGGACCCAAACACCAUGGCCAGCUUCGACGAUGAGCAUCGUCAUUCCUCCUUCUCGGCUAAGAUCUGUAGAAUCUGUAGCGACGAGGUCAAAGAAGCCGAGAAUGGCCAGACAUUCGUGGCGUGCCACGUAUGCGCAUUCCCUGUUUGCAAACCAUGCUAUGAUUAUGAGCGUAGCAGCGGUAACAAAUGUUGCCCUCAAUGCAACACUCCCUACAAACGCCACAAAGAUGAUGAUGAAGAAAACAAUAAUGGUCCGGUUGAUUCAGAUGAUGAGUUGAAUAUCAAAAAUCGCAAGGAUGCUUCCUCCAUUCACCAGAACUUUGCCUAUGGAUCGGAAAAUGGAGACUACAAUAGUAAGCAGCCAUGGCGUCAAAAUGGCCGGGCCUUUUCUUCCACCGGAAGUGUGUUGGGGAAAGAGUUUGAAGUUGAGAGAGAUGGAGCCACAGACGCUGAGUGGAAAGACCGAGUUGAUAAAUGGAAAGCGAGGCAAGAGAAGAGAGGUUUAUUAGUUAAAGCAGAACAAACAAAAGAUCAAGACAGCCAAUCUGAUGAAGAAGAAUACCUAGAUGCUGAUGCAAGACAACCUCUCUGGAGAAAAAUCCCAAUCUCAUCGAGCAAAAUAAGUCCUUACAGGAUCGUGAUCGUUCUCCGUCUCAUCAUCUUAGUCUUCUUCUUCCGUUUCCGUAUCUUGACACCAGCCAAAGACGCCUACCCUCUCUGGCUGAUCUCAGUCAUCUGCGAGAUCUGGUUCGCGCUCUCUUGGAUUCUUGAUCAGUUCCCUAAAUGGUGCCCUAUCAACCGUGAAACCUACCUUGACCGUCUCUCCAUGAGAUUCGAAAGGGAUGGUGAAAAAAACAAACUCGCACCGGUUGAUGUGUUUGUCAGUACUGUGGAUCCUCUUAAGGAGCCUCCUAUAAUCACAGCCAACACUAUUCUCUCCAUCUUAGCGGUUGAUUAUCCGGUGAGUAAGGUUAGCUGCUAUGUGUCUGAUGACGGUGCUUCAAUGCUCUUGUUCGAUACAUUGUCUGAAACUUCGGAGUUUGCGAGAAGAUGGGUUCCGUUUUGCAAGAAGUAUAAUGUGGAGCCAAGAGCUCCAGAGUUUUACUUCUCUGAGAAGAUUGAUUACUUGAAGGAUAAAGUCCAAACUACAUUCGUCAAAGAUCGCAGAGCUAUGAAGAGAGAGUAUGAGGAAUUCAAAGUGAGGAUCAAUUCUUUAGUGGCUAAAGCUCAGAAGAAACCUGAAGAAGGUUGGGUGAUGCAAGAUGGUACACCAUGGCCUGGAAACAACACUCGUGAUCAUCCAGGGAUGAUUCAGGUGUAUCUAGGAAAGGAAGGAGCUUAUGACAUUGACGGUAACGAAUUGCCACGCCUAGUGUAUGUGUCGAGAGAGAAGCGUCCUGGCUACGCACAUCACAAGAAAGCUGGAGCCAUGAAUGCAAUGAUAAACAUGAGAGGGUUAGAUGGGAUUCAAGGACCAGUCUAUGUCGGAACAGGAUGCGUAUUCAACAGACCAGCACUGUACGGAUACGAACCACCAGUGUCGGAAAAACGUAAGAAGAUGACUUGCGAUUGCUGGCCGUCGUGGCUGUCCUGCUGCUGCGGUGGAGGUAGCCGUCACAAACCCAAGUCGGAGGAUACCAAGAAGAAGUCAGGGAUCAAGAGAUUGUUAUCUGGACUUAGGAGGAAGAAGAAGACGAGCAGUGCAACGACGACGACGAUGAGCUAUUCAAGAAAGCGAUCGACGGAAGCUAUUUUCGAUCUUGAAGACAUCGAAGAAGGGCUUGAAGGGUACGACGAGCUGGAUAAGUCGUCUCUGAUGUCGCAGAAGAACUUCGAGAAGAGGUUUGGGAUGUCUCCUGUGUUUAUUGCGUCGACGUUGAUGGAGAAGGGAGGGUUACCGGAGGCGACCAACACGAGCUCGCUGAUCAAAGAAGCGAUUCAUGUCAUUAGCUGUGGUUAUGAAGAGAAGACUGAAUGGGGCAAAGAGAUUGGAUGGAUUUAUGGAUCAGUGACAGAAGACAUUCUCACGGGAUUCAAAAUGCAUUGUAGAGGUUGGAAAUCAGUUUAUUGUAUGCCUAAAAGACCAGCUUUCAAAGGAUCAGCUCCCAUCAAUCUUUCUGACCGGUUGCACCAAGUGCUUCGAUGGGCUCUCGGUUCCGUCGAAAUCUUCUUUAGCCGUCAUUGUCCACUAUGGUAUGCAUGGGGAGGCAAGCUCAAGAUUCUAGAACGUCUCGCUUACAUCAACACCAUCGUCUAUCCUUUCACUUCUAUUCCUCUCCUCGCUUAUUGUACUAUCCCUGCCGUUUGCCUUCUCACCGGCAAAUUCAUCAUUCCAACGAUCAACAACUUUGCGAGCAUAUGGUUCCUUGCUCUAUUCUUAUCAAUCAUUGCAACGGCGAUCUUGGAGCUGCGAUGGAGCGGAGUGAGCAUCACUGACCUCUGGCGUAACGAGCAGUUCUGGGUGAUCGGAGGAGUCUCCGCUCACCUCUUCGCCGUCUUUCAAGGUCUCCUCAAAGUCCUCUUUGGCGUCGACACAAACUUCACCGUCACAUCCAAAGGAGCCUCAGACGAAGCAGACGAGUUUGGAGAUCUUUACCUCUUCAAAUGGACGACUCUUCUCAUCCCUCCGACAACUCUCAUCAUCCUCAACAUGGUCGGUGUCGUGGCAGGAGUUUCGGACGCAAUUAAUAACGGGUACGGGUCGUGGGGACCGCUUUUUGGGAAACUGUUUUUCGCGUUUUGGGUCAUUGUUCAUCUUUACCCGUUCCUCAAGGGUUUGAUGGGUCGACAGAACCGGACUCCCACGAUCGUUGUGCUUUGGUCGAUCCUUUUGGCGUCUAUUUUCUCGCUUGUUUGGGUUCGGAUCGAUCCGUUUUUGGCGAAACAGACUGGUCCGUUACUGAAGCAGUGUGGUGUCGACUGUUAA
Eruca vesicaria subsp. sativa (arugula) is the source of this 2928-nucleotide messenger RNA. The record is from the annotation of a GenBank genome assembly. NCBI's taxonomy places the organism in Eukaryota, Viridiplantae, Streptophyta, Magnoliopsida, Brassicales, Brassicaceae.